This is a messenger RNA of Penicillium malachiteum, 1686 nucleotides long. RefSeq lists its product as uncharacterized. The transcript has a single exon. Lineage: Eukaryota; Fungi; Ascomycota; Eurotiomycetes; Eurotiales; Aspergillaceae. Bases 1 to 1686 code for a protein of 561 amino acids. The record is from RefSeq and is a predicted model, not a curated record.
AUGUCCAAAAAUUACACACGCUCUAUUGCUAGUGCUGGGAGUGAGUCGGUCCAGAGUGUUCAGCAGCGAACCUUGUCCGCGCGUGUUGAACGUUCAGCUUCAAACCCGGCAUCAUUUUCCCUAGAGCCGAACCACUAUGAUACUGCCCUGCCGCCAAUUCAAUUUAGUCCAUCACAAAACACCAUCGCCCAUCGACGCACAGGAAGUACACUCAAAACUGUUAUGCGAAAGAUUUUCAACAGGAAACGACAGAGUCAAGCAGACGGCCUGGAAGAGAAUCCAAACGAAGCGUUUUAUCCAUCAGUCCUAGCGAAACAAUCGAGUCCAGCGGAGGGUAAAACCUUCUUGGCGAUCCCUGCGCCUUCUGAAUCGAAGCGCAGCAGCCCAUUAUCAGAGGAGAACCUGCAGCUUCAAUUUGCAGAAGCACACCUAUCACCAACUUGCGCAACAGGAGGCUCAUUGCCGUCUCCGGGUAUUCCACGUCGACGAAGGAGAGCGACCCUUCCCAGCGUGAUAUUCUCCGACGACGAAUCACGGUUUGCAGUUGCAUCCAGUGCAAUUAGUGCAAUUUCCGACCCGCAGGAAGACCGACCUCGCACCCAAGAUACACACCGUAGACACAGUAUGCUUCAAGACCGCCGAAUAUCGAGGAGCGCAGAUGCGCUACAGGAGCUUGCACACGAACAGCCAGUAGUGGAACAAACUCCCUCGUCCUGGCCGGCCCGCUCUACAUCGAUUCCCACACCUGUCCCGGACUCCAAAUCGGCUGCUCUUGAAGUAAGCUCUGCUAGCGAUCAUUCCGCUAGGCCAUCAACCGGUACUACCGUGACCAGUCUCACUCGCGAAUCAGUGGCCCCAUCAGCUUCUGAAUCAGAGGGGCGAGCGGACCGGAUGAGUCUGCCUCCAAAUGUCCGCAGUCUGGUACAUACCAUGCAACAAGGUGAUGGGCUUACGGUGGAGCAACGGCUAAACACACUGGAGGUGAAGAUGAUUGAUCUCGAAUUCGCCAUUGCCCGAAUGCAAUCUAGCCCGGUUGAUCCAAAUUACACAGAGCGCUCGUCACGACAGAGAUAUACCCCUACAACAGAACCAUACUCUCCACACUCGCGCAGCAAGUACUCGACUGGAUAUCUGAGCUCAGCUGAUCGCGAACGGGAGCGGGAGCGGGAGCGCGAAAGAGAUGAAUCUCCCACCCCUCUUACUACCUUCUCUGCAGUGCGUCCACCUAGCACUAGCACCAUUCGACCAGAUACUAUGAGCUCACGAAUGAUUCGCCCAGCGCCAUCCACGACUUCGUUAUCCGAGUUCAGCGGCGUCUCCAUUGAGCAGUACAGUACUCUUGUGACACUCCUUCGCCGAGAACAAACUGCACGACGAAAUCUUGAAAGUCAAGUUUCCGGCCUUCGCGACGACCUGCGUCAACUCCAGCGAGCAGCGCUCCAAUCAAUGGAGAUGGGUACUAUGUACCCCAUUCACAAUGUGGACUCCCAAGAGUUCCUCCGAUUCCGCCGCGCAUUGGACGACUCGGACUGCUCCUCGCCUAACCCAACUGAGAGGGAGAGGGAGAGGGAGAGGGCACAUGCAGGGUAUGAUGGCGAUUCCAACUGGGGACCCGAUGACCCGAUUGGGCCUCAUAAAUGGGAUCAAGUCAAUGGACCUCGAGCUGUUCCGAGCCCAAUGAUCUGA